Messenger RNA from Ochlerotatus camptorhynchus, 9283 nucleotides. RefSeq names its product sprouty (gene sty). The transcript is spliced from 2 exons. Gene Ontology annotation, cellular component: cytosol; membrane. Gene Ontology annotation, biological process: animal organ development; multicellular organism development; negative regulation of fibroblast growth factor receptor signaling pathway. NCBI's taxonomy places the organism in Eukaryota, Metazoa, Arthropoda, Insecta, Diptera, Culicidae. The coding region runs from base 1748 to 3589 and encodes 613 amino acids. The record is from RefSeq and is a predicted model, not a curated record.
UUAGAGCUUUGAUCGUAGACGGACUGUAUUCAUAGCCAUUGCUUCGUAGGAUUUUUUUUUGGGUGAAUAAGGAGAAAAAUUACUAUAAUUACCAUUGUGUAUACAUACAUACCGCAUACACACGGUUCGGGGGAGAGAAGCGCAAAGUGAAAAAAGUACGUACGGUCCGUAGAAAGGCAAGGCGAGAAAGCGAGUGGCACAAGCGAUAUGCAAGAAAUUUAUUGUGAAGAGCAGCAGCACGACCAGUGAACGAAAUUCGGCGAGAAGCAAGCGAUUUAAUUCCGAGACGAGCAGAGAGCAUUUGCGGGAAGAAAAUAUUACCAAGAGCCCAGUAGAGUGUGUGUUUCAAAACGGGGUAUGCUGCUAUUGGAUGCAAGUCUUCUGAGACACACAGGAAGUGUAAAGUUCGAGUGUCCGCGCGAUACGAACAAGGUUUAGUUUUGGGGGUUUGGGGGUGAUUGGUUUCGAUGUGUGAUGUGACAGUAGCGUUUGAAGUGAAGAAAAAUAUUCACCAAGUUGGUUAACCGAACGAGGGGCCGUGUAAGUGCGGUGGAGAACGACACAUAGAAGAAAUCUCAUCAAGUCGGGCUGCGACGCGGCAGCAUUUUCAUGCAGAACAGUACGCGCCGCGGUACACACACUGCUGCACACCGACACCACAGACACAGCACGACGGCAGAUGUACGACGAACAACGUCGCGGCCGUCUUCUUGUUGGUCGUCGUCGCCGUCAUCGUCGUCAGAUCAGCGGCAGCAGAAAAACAACAUCGUCGUCGUCGUCGUCGCCGUCAGCGGUAGGAGCACUACUAGAAGCAGCAGCACCAGCAAAAGCAUGAAAAGAGCUCUGAAAAAACGCCAACGGCCACAGCAUCGAGCGAGCGAAGAAAAUGUUUUGAAAAGUGAUUUAUUUUCGUUCAUAUUUUUUUCUGGCAACCGAAAAAGAGCAUGAAGAAAUAAGUAAGAAGAUGGAAAAUUACGAAAAUAUGUAUAUUUGUAUUUGAAAAAUCUAAAGUUACAAAAAAGAAGAAGAAGCAGCACAAGUUAAGAGAAAAGAUAUUUUUCUUCAAAGUGAUCCAAUGAUUUCAUGAAUGAAAACAACAACCGCACACAAAGAAGGAAAAAGUCACAAGAGAAAAAUAAAAGUUGUUCAUAUUUCGCAAAAGUGAGAGUGUGGGAUUCGGAGAAAAAGCAAAUAGUUCAACAAUAAUAAUACACAGAAAUAGAGGAGAGAGCGAAAAGUGAAGAAAAAAAUGUAAAAAGUGCAGAAGUGAGCUAAUCGAAGCGAAUGAAUCAACCCAAAAGAAAUAAUUGAGUGAAAACAACAUACAUAAAUUCUGAAGGCAACAAAAAAGUGAAAAAUUCCUUCAACGAAAGAAGAAGAUAAAGUGCAUUUUGAAGCAAUAGGAGCAAACGCAGAGAAGAAGGGUUUAGUAAAGUGAAGUCACAGAGUUUUUUCUCCUGCCCUGCUGUUCGGCAAAUCAUGAAUCUAGUGUUUUCGCGCAAAACUAGGAUUAACAUUGGAUCUAGCACGGCGAUAACAGCAACGACGAAAGCUUCAACCGGCAACCAGCAACUAUUACUACUACUAGUGGCGGCAGAGACUCCCAGAGAGCACCGGAUUUGGAUUACUAACGCGAACCAGAACCCGGUUUAAUUGCUUAUUGAUUAUAAGGCGAUUAAAACGAUGACGGAUCUUGGUGGACCACGGCUGAAGACAACACAUCGAAGCCGCUAGUGUAACGAGCUACAUGGAUCGCAGAAAUGGCGGCGAUCCUUUGGCGCCUCCUCGGCCCCCUAAGUCUCUGCCCCGUGUCCAUCGUCCCCGGGCUCCCGAGCCGACCAUAAUGAGCGCCCAAGUCGCUGCCGACAGCAACCAAUCUACAGCUAUCAACAGCGCUAAUACGACGAUCAGUACGACUACGAAUCGAAGUCUCAAUAACGUACCGCAACUGUCACCAAAACCUAGGAAUCUAAGCUCUUCCAGUUCCCCUGCACGUAACCUUAGUAGCAAUAUUAGUUCAUCAAUUCCACCGCCGUUGCCACCGGCGCCGCAGAUUGCACCCCUGACGCCACUUCACACGCGAAGCAGUAGCAACAGCAGCAGCCUCAGCAGUAGUAGUCACCAUCUUCAGCAUCAUCAUCCGCAACAUACGACGAGCCACCACCAUCUUCCUAGUAGUAAUAACGUUAGUAAUAGUCUAGCCCAGCCAGCAAGUACCUUCUCGCGACGACGUCCACCGGCAGCUUUACCAACCAUCUCGAUACCGAGCAUUUUGAACCCCAGCAUAGAGACGACCGCGUCGAACACGACGACAACGUCCGCCUCAUCCCCGGUCACCCUGGCUGCACCUAGACCAGAGAACGAAAGGCUUACUAACGAGUAUGUCGAUACGCCGUUUAGUAGACUGUCACCUGCAUCGAACCGUCAGCGGGGUCAGCAUGUUGUUGGAUCCGCGACGACCACCGGGACGGCGGCGGCGGCAGCGUUGGUGGCAACGGCUACGACGCCGGGUGCGGUCAGUCCCGCCGACCAGCACCGACAACUAUCAGUAUCGCAAACCAAUAAUCGAUUACAUUCGCCUAGCCCUAACCCUAGUAGCAAUAGUACAACGGUGUCGACCCUCGGUAAGCCAAUUGGAUCCACGGCGACGACCACGACGCUGCACAGCAGCAAUAGGAAUUUUAACAAUAACACCAUCAACACUAGGCCAAAUCAAUUACCAUUGGGACACACGACGGCGGCGACGACGACGACAACUACGGCAACGACCGGCAUGCCCCUGUCCGGCAGUGGUGCGCCUACGAUACAGUCAACUACAUUGCCAAUUACCAAACAACCAGUAUCAAACACUUUUAGCAAAGACUCACCGGCAGCCGGUCUGCACGAGCUUGACAUCGACCUGCACCCGUCGAAUGGUGAUCUACUUAAUUCCAUCACCUGUCCUCAGUGUAAAAAGUGUCGAUGCGAAGAAUGCCAACGGCCACGGCAGUUGCCCUCUCGGUGGCUUUGCGAUAAGACCUGUCUCUGCAGUGCGGAGACGAUCAUCGACUACGCGUCGUGCCUGUGCUGCGUCAAGGCCCUAUUCUACCACUGUUCCAAGGAUCACGAGCUGGAGCGCGAAACCGACACGGUAUCCUGUGCGGACGAUCCAUGCUCCUGUGUUCCCCAUAAGCGAACGACCCGGUGGGGCUGCCUGGCAGCCCUGUCGCUACCACUACCCUGCCUCCUGUGCUACUGGCCAAUGCGGGGUUGUGUCGCCGUCUGUGCGAAAUGCUACGCUAAACAUUCCCGACACGGUUGCCGCUGUCAGUCGCAGAACAGUAGCAGUCUCGCCGGUAGUAUCCUCGGUGGAACCGGCCUGGGCGGUGGUGGUCUCGGCGGUGGUAACGGUGGCUCCCACGGUGGCAACGGUAACCUCGAUCACGGUAGCAAUAUCAGCAGCAAAUUCUCAGCCGUCAACAGUACUAGCCCGUUCGGCAAGGGACACCACCACCAUCAUCAUCAUCAUAGUCACCACCAUCAUCAUCAUCAUCAUUCGGGCGAUCUUACACCCGAAAAACGCCUGCUCGAUUCCAGCCCGGAGUACUGAUAUAUGCUGUAUCUGUAAGCGAGCAACGAAGGGGGCGGCAGCUGCUGCCAUUUUCGAGAAACGAGGCCCGCUGGCAGAGAUCACGAUCGCAUCCGGCGUUCAACGGUAAACAAUAGUAGUAGUAAUAAUAAUAAACUCGGCGAGCGCACCAGACAAUGCACGCGCGUAUUCUGUGGCUAUAUAGAAAAAAGAUAGAUAGACAGACAGAGAGAGAGCGAGAGAAGCAGAAGCAAAUGAGCAAAAGCGAAUUGGAAGCAUAUAUAGGAACGGGAGAAAUGUUUUUUAAUUAUAAUUUAACCAAAGACUGCAGACUAUUAUUGAGUUAUGUUUUUUGAUAUAAAUAAUGUAUUUUUUUUUCGUGUAAUGCAAGCAAAACGAAACGAUGCGGAGGAAGCAAAACUGUAAAUUAUUCGCUAAUAUACGGGCUUGAAUAUUUUGUAACGAUGAUUGCCGAUACAUACCGAUCGAGGAAGAAAAGUCGAAUUAGAGUCAAACUACACACAAAACUACAACUACUACUAUUACACUACCUUCCUAUUACUACUGCUAGGUUUCGUUACAAAAAUCAAUACAGCUACAGUUACUAAAGAAAUUCGAGGAGGAGCAGGCGGUAGAUGCAUUAGGACGCGGGAAAAAUAACUAAUUUAUUCUAACUGUAUACAAUUUUUAUGGCAAACAAAUCAAGUCUCUCAAUUUUCCAGAGAGGAUCAUUUUUUUUUUAAUUGAGUCGAGGACGCGUGCGGAUUGCAGUGGGGACCCCGGGGGCGACAGGUAUAUAAUAGCGGAAUGCACGCGUUCGCUGCUCCGUAGGGAAUUAGAUAGGACAUUUUCCAAAUGGUUGGACGACCGAAGAACGGCGGGAUCGAGUGAGUGAGACAGAGAGAGAGCGAGGAAAAGAGCGCGAGCGAGUAUCAUAAUCGUUGUUUUGUUCAUAUGCGUAAUUUAUUUCCUACCUGAAGUUUUGUUUUAAGCAAACAAGUGUACGGAAAAAUGGAAGUGUACGACUGUUUUCCCGGUAUUUUAGAAAUAUCGGGGGAAAUGCGAGAAAAUAUAUUCUGAGUGCGCAAACCAAACGCCGGUUACAGGAGGUUAGGCCGACUGCAAGAAGAGGGAACUGCAAGAGAAUUCUAGGAAAACAAAUGAACGAGAGUUGAACAAAAUCAUGUAAAUAUCUUAUACAUAUUUAUCCAAAAAAAACGACUAAUUUAAUGUAGGGAGCCUCUGCGGCAAGCAAAGAAACUAUUUUCUUAAAAAAAUGAGUACGUUUGAUGAAGGAUGUAUAUAGACCGUUAGGAGGAGAAUCGCAAAGAAAAGGAAAAAGGAAAAGAGAUGAUAAGCAUAUUUAUAUUUAAAAACACGCGAAAGAACCACUGAAAAAAAAAAACUGUAAUAUAUUUUUGGGAGCGUUCUAGUUGAGUCUGUUGUGGCCAAGUGUGCGCGUGCGGUGAGAAAGAGCGAGUGUUCCACGUGAGCAGAGUGUCUGGGAAGCGGGCGAAUGCAAACGUGUGUUAUUCUUCUGUGUAAAUAUUUACCUCACAGGAAUGAAAAAAAGGAAAGAAAGCAAGAAUGAAAACAAAUCAGCAUUAUCCGGUAUGAGCUAAUUGUAUUUCAGACAAAAACAAAAUUCACAGCCAGGAACGAAACGAGGAAAAUACAUACAGACAUACACAAAUGCGGACACAGAAAAAUUUCCGAAAAAAUAAGAACAGAAAAAUAGAUUCAAAACAAAAGAGCUUUUGUUGCGGUUGGUGGCUUCGUUUGGGACGAGGGGGACCCCUUACAUCUCCGAUCUACGUGUGAACUGAUUAAAAAUCGAAAAAUAUGCACGUUUCCAAUCGCUCCGAAGAGAAUCCAAAGGUUCGCCGAGUGUGGUUCACGCGGUCAUUCUUGCAGCGUCAGUAAAUCCAGUCACGGCCCUGAUCAGGGGCGAAAAAAAAAUCGGUUCAUUGUUAUUUAAAUUGAUAAAAGCGCUGAUUAAAGUGGUGCAUUCACACCACCAUGCAUGAUCCCGUCUCCAAAGCGAUCGCAUGUAUGUGUGCGAUCCGAGGGGCUCUUCGAUGCUUGCCGCCGAGUGUCAAUCGAUCGAAGCUCAUUCAAGGCAUUUCGUUGAUCGCUGAGGGGCUUGACUGCACCGCUUGACAAAAUAUGUAUGUACACACAUUGGAAUCCGCUUAAUAUGGCUAUGUAAAGUGAGUGGAUUCACCAGCGCACGCGGUCUGUGCGGACGGGAAAUAUUUAUUCGUUGGUGAUAACCUAUAUGGUUGCAAGUGAACAUAAAUAACAGAUAAUAAUAUUUCUUCAGCCGCUGGAACUGGGUGCACGAACGGAGCCAGAGGGAGAGAACAGCAGUUCGUAACCGCAUUGACGGCGGGAACAAAAAAUAAAGAAGGCACAUAUUUUACAACUUCCUUCUCGAACGAGAAAUUUGUUACACGCAAAACAUACAUAUUUAUUUCCUAUACAAUCUUCGAUGUUCAUUAGAUGAAAUUUAUUAAUUUUUGCACAAACAUCAACAUUCCUGGAGAGCGAGAGAGACGAGCUGAAAAAUCCCGCUGAUGAUUCUGCUCACGGCCUACUCUUCCUGGAAGUCGAAAAUAAUCGAUUUCCAUUCUCAAACUGAUUCUUUCAGCACAUGAGCUUCUUCUUCCCGGCUCAUUUCCUGAUAAAUAUGAAUUGUGAAGCGAAACGAAUCAAUAAAGGCCUGGCAGCAUGAAGAGAACAAAAUCAGAACCAUCUGUUUUACGGGUCUCGAAAAAAAGGAAUGCUAUCUUUUUUCUUUUCUUUUUUUUUCAGGAGAACUCCUUUUUAUUCCCCGCUCACUAUGACCCUGGCAAAUGUCGAUUUUCUGAAAGGGAAAUUAUGUUUUCUUUUAUUUUUCGGGAAUCCGAGACCAAAUAUUUUCGAGGGUCGUCCGAAAAUCGAGCACGACGUUCACCGUCACCGGUGAUCGCAUGAAAUGGAACCCGAAUCCCGACCGUAUGGCGUAAUCCAAGCUUGCCAUGCUUCUUUUUUUAACCUCUGUCUCUCUCUCUCUCUCUCCAUUCGUCGUUUUUGAGGUUAGGAACCGAUCCGGAGAAUCUAUACGUGCCCUGCAUGCAGCACGAUCUUUUUUUAUGAAUUUCCUGUCUAAUUUAUCAAGCUAUGAAAGUCGUCUCCUCGCUUCGCGAGCUCUCCCUAUCUCUUCUUUAUUUUUCUUUAAGGGUCCAGUCAGACCGAGAUCGUGUGCUACACACGGCGGGUCCCGGUUGCUGCACUGCACGUCGAGAACGUGAGCAAAACGAAAAGAGUAGGAAAUCUCAACUCAAGUAGAACAUUUAUCUUUGGAGAUUUCCUCUUUCGAAAGCCGGGAGAGAAAAUCCAGCAUGCUUUUGAAAACAGGAAACGACUGCCAUUUUCAUUCAUUAAACUUCAUUUCUGUCUGAAAUGACGAGAUGGGUGCGUGAGACUGAACUGUGAAUCUCGCGAUUGCUCACAGGUUACCUAUGACGAAUCUAUUCGACAGCAGUUGAGCAUACCGCCGCCGCCGACGUGAUCGUUCUCCGAAUAUCGAGCGAAAAAAAUACGUCGCAAUUUCUUUGCCCGUUAGCAGCAGGCCAUUUCUCACCCGUUCUCAACAACAACACACGGAAUGUGUGACAGAAAAAGCCACGACUGACGCGAUAGUUUGCCAAGCCACACGGUCCGAUCGUUCUCACUCAAAGUCACAUUCCCCCCGCGUUCAAUCGUGCCAUCUCGCUCAUGUUCCCGCCGCAUCCGUUUUCAUUUCGGUUCAGCUCACCACACUCUCCCGAACACGCUGCCCCCCUCCCCCCCCCCCCCGUCCUUUGCUCAUUCAUCCCACCCAAAAAAAAAACACACACAAACCGUGUGUGUUUUUAUUUCUCGUCUUUUAUAAAUAAAGUUCAUUCAUAAAACUUAUAUUUAAGUUUGAUGAAAAUAAAACGGAUGUUGCAAUCUUUCGUGCUAAAUUUAAAACGAAAAAACCGCACUUGUGUCAUGCCGAGGCAAGCAUUUGUGAGCGCUGCUGCGAAGAUCGCAAAAUGGAAGACCCCUCGUUCAAACCCAAAGCCGCGGCGGCUGCAACACACACACACUCAAACAAUGAUCGGAGAUGGCCCUGAUAAAAUCUAAAUUCCAAAACAAACCGUGCGAACGAUCAUAGCAAGCGUACCUAAUUGAAAAACAAAUCGAAAAAAAAACUAAACUAAACAAAAGAACUAAUGAUGAACAUGAUCCUUAAAAGUAAAUGAUACACCAGAAAUUUUUAAGUAGCAAAAUCUUUUUGAAUGAUUCGAUGGAUAAAACAAAAGAAAAACAACGCAGUGUAAACAAAACAUAAACCACACGUAGCGAAAAAUCAAUUGAAUUGCCUUAAUGUAAACAAAAACCAAAACUUAUGACUUUUUGUAUGCUCGUCCAAAUACCAGUUACGAAUUUUCCUCGCAUUUGUUUCUGCACUUCUUUCCUUUUGUUAGCGAAGAAGAACGCCUUUGUUGAGAUGUUUACUGAAAAACAGAUGGAAAAUCGCGAAAAAAAAACAAACAAGCAGAAGAUUGUAAUUUUUUUCUAGGAGCAAAACAAACCGAUUAAUAGGAAGAAGUUACGAUGGUCAAGCCGAAAAAAAAUGGUGGUAACAAAGUUGAAAUGAUUUCGUGUAGGAUUUAAUUUCCAGUAUUAUCUAGUCGUGCAUUAUAAUGUAGCAGAAAUACAAAAAAUAUAACUGAAAAAAGAUGAAAAACUACGCUAGCAGAACAGGAAAACAGAGAAAAAUAUUAUUCAGUAAGCAGAUGACUAAAAACAAAAAAAAAACAGAAAACUAAAACCGAAAUAAACACACUAUUGAUGCGAUCCAAAAAAAAAGUUUAAACGAAAAGUCUUUGAGAAACAUAUUUUGGCCCACAUCCGAUUUGUUGGUAUCGAACUUUUUUUUCAAAUCUUUUGACAGUUUUUCGAAGCGGAAUUGUUGAAGCAAAAUUUUCGGAAGAUAGAAGAGAAAAAUUCUAAAUUUAAAAAAAAAAACCCUUAGACCGCAUAUGCAGAAAUCUAACUUAUUUGAAGAAAAUAAAAUAAAAUGUCCAAAAUCUCGAUGUCAGACAGCAAAAGAAAGCACAUAUAGAAUCUUAUCAGCAUUAAUACAAACUAUAAAGUUAAAGGAAAGUGAAGAUAAUUAAAAAGAAACAACACAUGCGCUAUAUGAUAUAAAAUAAAGUGGAAUCAUUACAUUGUCAACUGUACCUAAGCUGUUAUUUUUUAAAUAAAUGGAUGAAGUAAAACAAAUAUGAACGAUGUCAAAUAUAUUCAAAUUCCUAACAAGCCUUUAACAAAGUCUCUCAUUCAGAAAACCGGUAAUUGUUGUUGCACAUUGAUGGUGAAACAUUUGAGCCUACGAAACAGAAGUAAAAAUAAAACACAAUACUCUCAUACUCCUCCCAUUAACGACACCGUUACUCUAUUUUAUUUUUAUUAUUUAACACGAACUCAACCCUUCCGCGUACACACCCAAACUCACAUUCACAAACAAACACACACACACACACACACACAUAUAAAGCACUAGAAAUCAUUCUUUGGAAUUUCUCAUGUUCCCAUACGCGUAGCUGCAACAUUGUCGACACACACGUAAACGUAAAAAAAAAGCAAAAACUAAAUUGUCCAAUAAUCAGUUAACGUAAGAUGGCUUACUAAAAACAAAAA